AUGGCGGACGCUUCAUGUAGCGGCGGUACUCCCUUCAAGCGACUCAUCGAUCACCAGGCCCGAGAUGUCAGCCAUCAUCAGGACCGGCUCAUAGAUCGCAACGGUCCCCAAGGCCAUGCUUCCUUCAGAUCUACACCACAGCAUAUGCAAGGCGCGGAUGGCUUCGGCGCAUUCAUGGAUGGCCCAUCAACCCUUCCAGGAGUUCCCCAGCAUCACCACGCAGCGGGAAGAUUAGCAGCCCAUGCUGCCGUUCUUGAACAAGGACAUCCACAUGCAUUCCACGCCGCACAGCCAUCGCACUUUAAUCAAGCGCAUCACUCCCCUUCAGUAGAUACGAGUAACUGGGCAUCCGACUUUAACCGCUUCGCAAACCAGUCGCAGCAGCGACAACCUAUCCAGAAUGGCUUCUCUCAAGCCGCGCCUCAAAUGCACCAGCCGACCCCUCAGAUGAACUUCCACACCGCAUUCAUGCAACCCAACAAUGAUUUCGCGCCCAUGUAUGGCCAGUCUACCGGUACUUUCAUGGACAAUACCACAGCACCGAUACAAGAAGCUGGUUUCGACGACGAAAUGUCAAAGUGGAUGGCAACAAACGGUGGCGGGGGUAUGGAAGAAGUAGACGCCAUGAUGGACAAGAUGGCUCGCGAACUAGAACUCAACGACGCAGCGGUAGCGCAAGCCGAAGCCGAACGUGCCUCACAAGAGGAAACCACCGUCGAGCCAAGACUAGAAGCGAAUCCUCUCAAACUUGUCUCUGAUGACAUCGGCAAUCUCUCCAUCGAGGCAGAACGAGAGGCUAUUCUUCAAGAACCCGAACCCGCCGAGACUGUCAAGACGAAGUCCGAAGUCGCAGACGCUGCUGAACGACUACUAGAAUCAGUCGAGCACGAAGAUGGCGAGAAGUGGAAGAAUUCGGUAUUCUUGUCUCUUAUGCGAGAUUUCCGCGAUGGGAGAAAGGAUAUUAUCGACAAUGAGAUUCGCGAAACACCUGAGAACGAGACGAAUAUUGCGAAAGACGACCAGUGA
Messenger RNA from Fusarium venenatum, 1026 nucleotides. RefSeq lists its product as uncharacterized. NCBI's taxonomy places the organism in Eukaryota, Fungi, Ascomycota, Sordariomycetes, Hypocreales, Nectriaceae. The record is from RefSeq and is a predicted model, not a curated record.